GUUUCAGAGACAGCUUCUUAGAAGGCGGGUGAUGAGGCCCGUAAUAUUACAUGGUACUUCAUAACGCCUUGUUUUCUUUAUUGUGCCGGUAUUGCUUUUUAUGCUUCAUUUAGGACAUAGUGGUCUAUUAUUCUAUUCUCGUUAUAAUGUUCUGCCAAUUUAUCAACUUCCUUUUUCCAGACCCCUUUUUUCAUCUUCUCCUUCUUCUCCUCCUUACUGUUUUUCCGUACUUGUUUUCUGUUUAUGCGACGUCUGUCAUCCAGUCAGGGUCUCAGUUGUCUAUCAGUAUGGAAGCCCAGCCUGAUCCAGUUCCAGAGCCCCUCUUGUUGAAUGAUUCACCUGCAGUCCCAGGAGCCUGCGCCCCAUCCCUUGAUUUACCCCUGCCCUCUGUCAUCACCACCUCUCCCAGCGCCUCUCUCCCUCUAGAACUACACAUAGAUGAAGAGGCCUGCUCCUCUCAUUCAUCUGUCUCAACCUCAGAACCUCUGACGGCUUCAUCCAGGAGCCCCCUGUCUUCCCAGAUCCACACGAAGAUAACGGGAAAGAGUACAGAGUCUGGUGUGAGCAGCGUAACUGUGCUGACCUCUCAUACAGAAACCUUCACUGUGCUCUCCAGCACCUCAGGACCUGUCACACUGGAAGCACAGGAGCUACAGGUAGCCUCUGAAGAACCCAGUCCACUAGCAGACCACAAAACCUGCUACCUUGUACCAGUCACCAAGACUCCCAGUCCUGUACCAGUCACAAAGAUUCCCAGUCCUGUACCAGUCACCAAGACUCCCAGUCCUGUACCAGUCGCCAAGACUCCCAGUCCAGUAGCAGACCACAAAACCUCCAGUCCAGUACCAGUCACCAAGAUCCCCAGUCCAGUUGCCCGUAGUCUCAGUCCAAUUUUAGUUGCUCAGAGCCAUAGUCCUGAAACAGUUACUGCGAACCCGAGUCCAGUCUCAAUUGCAUCCAAGAAGAGUCCAUGCUCUUCCCCUGUGCCAAUACCAAUUGUUCUAUCAGCUUCCAGAGCUGCAGGUGCCCCAUCGUCAGUAGCAUAUGCAGAUGUUUCAGAGCAUCACUCAGUUCAAGAUCUAGGGAUAACUCUACCAUGCUGUGAGCCUUUAUUGGAGGAUGCCCUUGAUAAACUACUGGCCCUCCACACUAAACCAGAGGGAUCGGGGGAGCGUGCAAAGGACAAGCAGAAGCCUGAUAAAGGAGAGGAGGGGAGGACUUGGAGGGAGGAACAAGGAGGGAUUUACCCUGGCCAAAGCACACCCCUGUCUGGACGAGAGGGAACUUUGACCCCCCUCACAGAGGCAAGCUGGAUGGAUGACUCCUUGGCCAACCCCUCUACCUGCCCUGGGACCCCUGAUGGCACUCUGGAUGUGCCCCUCCUACAGCCCUCCGCUGUGGAGAGGUUGUCAACAUCAGGACAACUCAAAUCGGUUAUCCGGCGCACUAAAGAGACUCCCAACGUUCAUCCCAUGUUCCGGGACGGACAGCUACGCCGCAAACUGGGACCUGUCAUCUUCCACAACAGCAACUCUCAGGACAGACUCAUUGAGGAGCUGCAGGGAAAGCUUGGGAUCGGGCACACGGAACGCCGACGUAAGCAGCCAGAUGAUUGGCUCACAGAGGGAGUCGUCGUCAUGUCCAAUCCCCAGCGUACUCGGGAAGGGGGUGCCUUACCAGCCGUGGAUAAGGUAGAAGGAUGUGAGGCAUUGGCAGCAGUGUUUUAAUACUGGAAUUACUGGGGUGUUUCAAUACAGUCUACUGGACUUAUUAUGUUCUAGAACCAGAAACUGAUCAAGGGAAAUGGCUUCCAAUUAUUUAUAAAUGCUGAUUAUAUUUAUGUUCGAUUGUGAGUAUAGCCCUUGUGUAGUCCACAUUAAACAUUAAUCUGAGGAAAAGGUUUUUUUACAUAAACUAUUUAUGUAACUAUUUAUCAUUGUGUUUAGUGGCAACAGCUGAGACUUGGUAGUGCACUUUCUAAGUGUUUCUUUCUCUUCAGUCUAAUUCUUCCUUCAUGUUUCUCUCUUUUUUUGUACUUUUUGUUCUUCACUCCUCAGAUCAUCAUUCCUCCCACCUCGCCUGUCCCCUCCAGAAAAGUCCUCCCCACGCAGCAACCCCCACCGGCCCCCAAGCAGUUGCCCCUGCCCCCCCCGACUCCUCCGCCCCCAUGCACCCCCACCCCACCUCCUGUGGAG
Hypomesus transpacificus is the source of this 2195-nucleotide messenger RNA. RefSeq names its product mucin-5AC-like. The record is from RefSeq and is a predicted model, not a curated record. The transcript is spliced from 2 exons. Lineage: Eukaryota; Metazoa; Chordata; Actinopteri; Osmeriformes; Osmeridae. The coding region runs from base 147 to 1727 and encodes 526 amino acids.